ACCUAAAUUAGGAAAUAUAAAAUAGAAUUCCAAAAAUACCCUGCUAACUCUUUAUACCCGCCAAUCUUUACCAAGGAAACAAACAUAUACCUGGUCACCACUGGAGUCCUAGAAGACUUGGUCAGAAUUACAGUACUACAUACCAACUUGUGAGCACAAUAAAGAGAAGAAAUGGUGAAUCCGGGGAUGAGCAACGCAAUUGGUGCGAUUCGAAUCCGAAUGAAACGUGGGAUUAAUCUCGCCGUUCGUGACUCUAAGACCAGUGAUCCUUAUAUCAUCGUAGCUCUUGGCGAACAGAAAGUCAGGACCCGUACCAUUAAAAACACUCUUAAUCCAGAGUGGAAUGAAGACCUCACUCUCUGUGUUACGGAUCCAAAUCAACCACUCAAACUUUUUGUUUAUGACUAUGAUACAUUCUCACCGGAUGACGUAAUGGGAGAAGCAGAGAUUGAUUUGAGGCCAUUCUUAAACGCAGUAAAGUCGAAUGUUGAAGGCAUUCCAAAUGGUACGAUUAUCACGCAAGUCACACCAAAUAGGUUAAAUUCCAUUUCGGAGGACAGCUCCAUAGUCUUCAAUGAUGGGGAAGUUACCCAAAACAUGUUCCUCCGACUUCACAAUGUUGAAUGUGGUGAAGUUGAGCUUGAGUUGAAGUGGAUUGAUCUCCCUACUUCUCGAGUUGCAUAAUCCUCUUCUAGUACCCAACAAAGUUCUUCUAAUGUGGUAAUUAAAUUAUGUUUUCUCUCAUUUAUAUAGAUUCUUCUAUUUAUUUUUGAAGAAAGACAAAUGUAAUUCGGGUGGUGUUCUCUCAAAAUUGCUUUCUAAUUAAGAAAAAUAAGAGUAUUUGUAAUCUAAGAAGGUCUCUAACUCUCUAUGUGCAGAAGUUCUAGUAGAUGCCUCGAAUGUGUAAAGAUAAUACUUAAGAACAUCUUUGUACUAGAUAGUAGACUUUUAAAUAUUAUGUGUUGAGCGGAUUCUUAUA
Molecule: messenger RNA, 979 nt
Organism: Beta vulgaris subsp. vulgaris (sugar beet)
Lineage: Eukaryota; Viridiplantae; Streptophyta; Magnoliopsida; Caryophyllales; Amaranthaceae
Product: protein C2-DOMAIN ABA-RELATED 1
Exons: 4
Coding region: 172-684 (170 amino acids)
Source: RefSeq, a predicted model, not a curated record